Aedes albopictus (Asian tiger mosquito) is the source of this 3197-nucleotide messenger RNA. Its product is annotated as aminopeptidase N. Gene Ontology annotation, biological process: peptide catabolic process; proteolysis. Gene Ontology annotation, molecular function: zinc ion binding; peptide binding; metalloaminopeptidase activity. NCBI's taxonomy places the organism in Eukaryota, Metazoa, Arthropoda, Insecta, Diptera, Culicidae. The record is from RefSeq and is a predicted model, not a curated record. The transcript is spliced from 5 exons. Bases 34 to 3036 code for a protein of 1000 amino acids. Gene Ontology annotation, cellular component: cytoplasm.
AGGCAGUACUCGCGUGUAAUUGGGACGAUUAGGAUGAUCGCCCUCAAGUGGUCGGUGGUGUUUUUGGGGUUGGCGCUGACCGCCUUCGGGACGGCGGCAGCAGAACGACCCCUUUCCGGUGAAUUUAACGUUGACGAUCCUCCACAAAUAGCGCCGGCGUUCGCGGCCGAAGAAAGUGAAAUUGUGCCUCUGCAAGCAGUGGAUGAAUCAUACCGUCUGCCGAAGACCAGCUAUCCAACGCACUAUGACAUUCAGCUGCGCACGGAUGUGCACACGGGUGAAAGGCAGUUCCAAGGAACGGUUGCCAUCCAUUUGAACGUGGUUGCAGCGACCAACUCCAUUGUAGUUCAUCACCGCAGCCUUACGAUUCAAAGUGCAAAACUCGUGCUGGUUCCAACGGCUGGAGAGCCUCAAGAGCUGGACGAUCCUACCUGGACGUACGAUACUCGUGUUGAACAGCUCUCUUUCAAAAGUGUAAAUCCGCUGAACCCCGAUAGCUACAUUCUUACAGUGACUUACGCCGGCCGAUUGUCCAACAACCAGGAUGGGUUCUAUAUGUCCUCAUAUGUGGAUGCUCAAAACAGAACUGUGUACUUGGCAACUACACAAUUUGAGUCUACCAGUGCACGCAUGGCCUUUCCGUGUUACGACGAGCCGGCCCUGAAGGCUACCUUCGCCCUGCAGAUCACCCAUAGCAGGUUCUACACGGCAAAUUCCAAUAUGGAGUACGACUUCGAGAUUGAUGGCGAUUAUCGAAUUUCAAAGUUCAAAGUCACUCCAAUAAUGUCUACGUAUCUGUUGGCCUUUGUGGUAUCGGACUUUGCUUACAAAGGUCCCGCAACGCAUCGUGUCCACGCGCGCGCAAAUGCCAUAAACGAAGUCGAUUUUGCCGUUGAAGCGGGACAAAUCAUUCUGGAGAAGCUCGAUACACACCUUGGUAUUGGAUACUACGACCACAUGCCAACAAUGAAGCAGUUCGCCAUUCCGGAUUUCGCCGCAGGUGCAAUGGAGAACUGGGGCCUGGUCACGUACAGGGAACAGUAUCUGCUGUUCAAUUCAGAGUUAAGCACUUAUCGCACCAAAACCAACAUUGCCACAGUGAUUGCCCACGAGUACGCUCACCAGUGGUUUGGAAAUUUGGUCAGCCCCGAAUGGUGGGAGUACAUUUGGCUGAACGAGGGCUUCGCCACCCUCUACGAGUACUAUGCCACGCACAUGGCUUAUCCAGAGGUUGGUUACUGGGAACUUUUCAACACCCAGGUCAUCCAGGCGGCCAUGGUUCCCGACGGACUGGACUCCACCCGACCGAUGACCUGGAACGCCGAUACUCCGGCCUCGAUUGGAAGUUUGUUCGAUCGUGUUGCAUAUCCCAAGUCUGGAAGCGUUUUGAACAUGAUGCGUAACGUCCUCGGUGAGGAUAACUGGACUGCUGGUCUGAAGGCUUAUCUCACGGCGCGGCAGCUUAACACUGCCAACUCUGAUCAUUUGUAUACCGGCCUUCAGUCGGCUAUUCAAGGCAAGAAUGUCCUUCCGGACGGAGUCACUGUCAAGGAUAUUAUGGAGUCAUGGGCGACGGAGAAGGGCUAUCCAGUUCUGAGUGUGCGCCGAACCUACGAAACCGGAAGUGUGAUCAUCUCCCAAGAACGGUUCAUUUCUGAUCGCAAGGUUCCCAAUACGAACAUUUGGAUGAUCCCGUAUAACUUCGUUCGGCAGUCCAGGGCCGAUUUUGACGAUCUGAAUACCUUCAGCUGGCUCAGUACGAAGGCAGCUCGUAUCAGCACCGACGUAUCUGCCAAUGAGUGGAUCAUAUUCAACAAGCAACAGGUCGGAUAUUACCGAGUCAACUACGACGAUGCUAAUUGGGAACUGAUCACGAAUGCAUUGAUCAACAACGUGGACAGCAUCCAUCGGCUUAAUCGAGCCCAACUUAUCGAUGACGCGUACUGGUUGGCCCGCUCUGGACGACUGGACCUAGAGAUCUUGAUGAAGCUGCUUACCUAUCUGCCGAACGAAACGGAAUACGCUCCAUGGACGGCGGCCAACAAUGUCCUGUCCUACUUCAACGGAAAACUCCGAGGAACCCCUGAUUAUGAAAACUUCACGACGUUAGUGAACCACCUCAUCAGGAAGGUGUACGCAACUCUGGAGGUCGACUCAGUUUCCGAGUCGGAGCCCCUGCUACACAAAUAUUUGAAACAGACCAUCUCGACGUGGGCCUGUAUGGUCGGAAACGAAGAUUGCCUGAAGCGUACCAAGGCAGCUCUCCAAAAGGAAGUAACCGAAGGCGUCAAGGUACAUCCCGACAUUGCUACCGUUGUGUAUUGCCAAGGUCUACGAACUGCCGAUGCAGCUGAGUACCAACAUCUCUACAAACGUAUCUACUCAACCCAAAACUGGGCCUUCAGAUCGAUGAUCAUCACCGCACUGGGAUGCUCCGAGAACAAAGAGUUCCUGAAGGCCUUCCUGCAAACCGCAAUCGCUUCAAACGGAGCUGGUGUUGAGAUCAACUACAAAUCCGCCGAACGCACUCAAAUCGUACAAGCAGUGUACUCUGGUGGACGGGCCGGUGUUGACGCGUUGAUUGAGUUCCUAAGAGACCCUGACAUGGUCAGGGAAUUCAUUUCCCGAUUGGGCAUCAACACUCUCAACAGUGCCAUCUCAAAUAUCGCGUCCCGCACAAACAAUCAGGAAGAAUUGAACAUGCUCAAUGACCUGUUGACCGACUUGGGCGAAAACAUCACACCCCAAACGGCAGAGUCGGCCCGUGCAACCGUACAGGCGAACUUUGCAUGGCAGCAAAGCUCCGAAGGACUCCUUACGGUGAACUUUGUGGAAGAGUACGUCGACUCGAUUGUACCAGAGCCACCAACCACGACUGAAGGACCCACGGUCACCCCUGGUCCCACCACAGUAAGCCAGGCUCCGAGCACCACGACCGCCGGUUCCACCACGACUGAAGAUGAUGGCGGUGCAGCUACCAUUGCAGUUUCCAUCACUCUACUGGUCAGCGCAGUGGCAGUGGCACUGUUCAACUGAGGCACUGUAUCAGCAUUAUUCAUCGCCCAAAUCAUCCGCCGAAUUUAUUUGAGAAGCUUACUCAGAACUUCGAUAAGAAAUGCAGAGGUUUGGGUCAGUCAUCGCCAAAUAAUCUAAUCGCAAUAAAUUUGCACUAAUAUAAGGUUUAUGUGUUACUAAUA